UUCUCCCGCAGCAGAUCCCGAGAGGGGGCCGGGUCUGCGGGACCCUAGAGCUGCAGGUCAGGGCCCAGGGAGAUGUGGGGGAGGAGGGGGUCGGUAGCUCUGCAAUCUCCCCCUGUCCUGGGCAGCCCGGUGCUGCGGGAUUGAUUGGGGUGGGGGGUGCUCUCUCAACCCCCCCCCCCCGGGGACGCUCCGGAUUGGCAGGACCCCAGGCCGCGGCAAUCAAUGAGUGGACCUGGGCGGCGGGGUCUCUGGCACCAGCUGAUGGGGAUUUGCUGGGACCUGUGAGCGCCCAGCGCAGCUCUCUGGGGCUCCCGCUCGCACAAUGAACCCUUGCUAAGGGGCGGGGGGGCAGAAGGGGGCCGGCUGAGGGCUGGGCACCAGGGAGAAGAACCGGAGCGACAGGGAAACACGCAGGCACCCACCGGCGCGCUGUGCCCUGCCCGCCCCUCUGCCAGGGGCCAGCUCAGCCCCGAGCCCGCAGGCUGGAGCCGCGCAAGGUGUGAGUCUCCUCGGGCAGGUAACAUGGAGCAGCUAAACUGACCUGAGGAGCCGUCCCAGCUUGCCCAGAAUGGGCUGUGUGUAUUGCAAGGAGAAGGGGUCGAAUAAAGGCCAGACGGAGAACGUCGAUGGCAUGACCGGCUCGGCAUCGAAAUCCUGCUACGGCCCUGACCCGACCCAGCAGAAUCCCACCAGCAGCUUCACCCCCAUCCCUGACUUUAACAACUUCCACAGCACACCCGCCAGCACCGCCGGCGCCCCCUUCAUGGGCCCCAGCCUCUAUCCCAACAGCACCUUGCACAUGCGUGGAGGGGGGAUCACAGGCGGGGGGGUGACCCUUUUCAUUGCCUUGUACGAUUACGAAGCCCGGACGGAGGAUGACCUGACAUUCCUGAAGGGGGAGAAAUUCCACAUUAUCAACAAUACCGAGGGCGACUGGUGGGAGGCGAGGUCCCUGAGCACAGGGGCCACGGGCUAUGUCCCCAGCAACUACGUGGCCCCGGUGGACUCCAUCCAGGCGGAAGAGUGGUACUUUGGGAAGAUGGGGCGAAAGGACGCUGAGAGGCAGCUUCUGUGCCAGGGCAACCUCCGAGGGACCUUCCUCAUCCGGGAGAGCGAGACCACCAAAGGUGCCUAUUCCCUGUCCAUCCGGGACUGCGACGAGACUAAGGGCGACCACGUGAAGCACUAUAAGAUCCGGAAGCUGGAUAACGGGGGCUAUUACAUCACCACGCGGGCCCAGUUCGAGACUAUCCAGGAGCUGGUCCAGCAUUACAGAGAGCGAGCUGCAGGCCUGUGCUGCCGCCUGGCCGUGCCGUGCCACAAGGGGAUGCCCAAGCUGGCAGACCUGUCUGUCAAAACCAAAGACGUGUGGGAGAUCCCGCGAGAGUCGCUGCAGUUGAUCAAGAAGCUGGGCAAUGGGCAGUUUGGGGAAGUGUGGAUGGGCACGUGGAACAGCACCACCAAGGUGGCAGUGAAGACGCUGAAGCCGGGCACCAUGUCCCCUGAGGCCUUCCUGGAGGAGGCCCAGAUCAUGAAGCUGCUCCGGCAUGACAAACUGGUGCAGCUGUACGCCGUGGUGUCGGAGGAGCCCAUCUACAUCGUCACCGAGUUCAUGAGCCAGGGGAGCUUGCUGGAUUUCCUGAAGGAUGGGGAUGGCCGGUUCCUGAAGCUGCCCCAGCUGGUGGACAUGGCAGCCCAGAUCUCGGCUGGCAUGGCCUACAUUGAGCGGAUGAACUACAUCCACCGGGACUUGCGUGCCGCCAACAUCCUGGUGGGUGACAACCUGGUGUGUAAGAUCGCGGACUUCGGCCUGGCCCGCCUCAUCGAGGACAAUGAGUACACGGCGCGCCAAGGUGCCAAGUUCCCCAUCAAGUGGACAGCCCCGGAGGCUGCUCUCUAUGGGAGGUUCACUAUCAAGUCGGACGUGUGGUCCUUCGGCAUCCUCCUGACCGAGCUCGUCACCAAGGGCCGCGUGCCCUACCCAGGCAUGAAUAACCGGGAGGUGCUGGAGCAGGUGGAGCGGGGGUACCGCAUGCAGUGCCCCAGCAGCUGCCCCCAAUCCCUGCACGAGUUGAUGGUGCAGUGCUGGAAGAAGGAGCCCGAGGAGCGCCCCACUUUCGAAUACCUCCAGUCCUUCCUGGAAGACUAUUUCACUGCCACAGAGCCUCAGUACCAGCCGGGGGACAACCAGUGAGCCCCACUCUCUGAGCCAACCGGCCAUGCCCAGGGGCCCUUCUCUGCAGCGGCUGCACCGGGCCAGGACUUCCCAGGUGGCACUAGGCCAGGACUCACCAUGCCAGCCAGCCGUGCCCAGGCGGCACCAGGCAAGGACUUCCCUCUUUGGACAAUCUGGGCCAGACCCUUUUUUUAUAGCCCCCUUUUGGGGGUUUUGUUACUUUCCUGCCAUCUGCGCUCCCCUCGCUCUGCCCCGGGGCGGAUGGUGCUUUGCACAUUUGCCUCCUAUUCUAAUGAGGAUCCCAGCCCAGGGCCAUUCUUGAGGAGGUGGGGAGCUGAGUGAGGCUGCCCUGCAGCCCCCUUGUUGCUCCCCCAUGGAGAAAUCUCCCCCCCCCCCCAUUUCCAGCUGCCUUCAACACCUAGCUCUUAAUGCAAGAGGUUUGUUUUUUUUUCCCUGGGAAGCAAUGAGGCCAUGCUGCCCGCAGGGGCCAGAGGCCAGCCCAGCCUGCAGACAUUGGCCCCCUGAGCUUGGAGGGAUGCUCUCAAUGUGGGGGCACUGGGUUUCGGAGGUGGCAGUGGCCGGGCCUGCUGCGCCUCAGUGGCCUUGGACAGGGCUGGGUCAGGGCCAUCGUCCUCCAACUGGAUUGCAGCAGCUUUGGAGUGUGUCUGUCAGGUCAUUCUCUCCUGGGGCUGAUGUCUGCGCCCUGUCUCCAGCCCCCCAACUCUUCAGCGUCAGACAUGUGUUGUCCCGCUCCGCCCGCCUGGCUCUGGCCAGCUGCUGGUGGCGCCAACUCCAGGAGGGGGGCACCAUCUGCCACAAAUGCCUGGGGCAGAGGAGGGGUCUUUGCUUCCCAUGGCCUGGGCACCCCACAGCACCCCAAACUGAGUCAAAGACCUUGCCGAAGCUCUCCACCUGCCAUGCAAGGCUUGGAUGGAGGCUGGGAGAGGGGAUGUGUGGAAGGUAACCGGUUCCCCCCCUUGCAGCCCAGGCAGGUACCCUUACCCCCAGGGGGUGGGGACAGGUGGGUGGGGGUCCUUCCAUCUCUAGGAGCCCCCAUCUCACUCGGGGGCUAGGGCAGGCUGUUGCCCAGCUUGUGCCACCACGGCGAGCCCCUCGCUGCCAGUCCUAUCGUGCUGUGGAACCUGUGGGGGCAGAAGCCCAUUGCUGGCCACUCCCCCAGGGAGUCUUCAAGCCUCCUUGGGUAGCAUUACAAAGCCUGGGGGUCAGGAAGUGUCUCCAGGUGGAGGCAGCACCCCACCCCCAGCUCAUCUAAUCAUCUCUUGUGGCAGGGACUAGCACGGCACACCCCCCCCCGCCACCGUUGGAGUACCUGAGGCCAGGGGCACACUCCGGACUAUUGGGGUGCGUGGAUGUAGAGCCACCCUGGCGUGGCCCCCGUCCUGUGCGUCUGCCCAGGGGGCCUGCACUGGGGUCCCAUGGGGCAGCCAGCUAGCACAUUGGAAGGACGGGGCGGAGCGGAGGGGUGACCCAGCUGCCGAUUUCUUUGCUGAGAAGCUUGGCCCUUUGCUUGUUCCCCAGCUCCCAGGCAGUCCCUAACGGACAGAUGGAAGCCAAGCCUCAUGUCUUCUCUGCCCUAGCACAGCCGGGGAGGGGGGGAACUAGAUGCUCCCAUCUCCAUUCCCCCCGUGUGGCCCCCAGUUGAGCAUUGCUGCCCUGAGGCCUGUGAUGUGGCUCGGCCCUGGCGAUUGCACCAACAGGGGGCGCGCCCCUCCCGCCCGUGAGCCCCUGGGGCCUUGCACCCUUUUGUAUGUGACUUUCCGCCAAGCUGUUCGUUUAUUUAUAAAACUUUAACAAAUCCCUUUGCCCUCCUCUCGGGGAGGAGCGGGUCCCAGUCCUCCCUGGGGCUCAGGGAGCCAGCUGGGAAAUGUGUGUGGGGGGAUAUUCUAUGUUUUUCCUCUCUUUCCCAGUUUGUAAUUCUUGCUUUUGUUUCUUUUUCUUAGCCAGAACCAAAUUGUUAAAGCCAUAAACUGCUGCCCAGGGGAGGGGAGCAGGCAGUGCCAAAUGCUUCUUAAACUGGGGGGAACAACCCCAAGGCUGGGCUGGGGGGAUGCCUGAUUUAGCCUUGUGGGGGGCAGAUGUAUGUCCCCCCUAGGAAUCCCAGGCCCUGUUCCUACUGGAAGGCACUCGGGCAGGGAGGUCAUUUCCCCCUCGGCGAGCCCAGCCCCUGCAUCUCAUGCUAAGGGUGGAGUAAGGCUCCACUCUGGACCAGCCUCGGUGGAGGGGUUGGGGGACAGGAGCAGAAUGUGAAUGCGAUUGGUGCGGGGGAAAGUGCCACCCACUCGGCCUGAGUCUCAGAGAGGCCAAGCUCCCGCAGCUCCCCCAUUGAGCCAGGGCUGCAUCCAGGGUGUGGAGCCCCUCUGAGCCAGGCACCGUGGUACUGGAGCCCUCUUUAUUCCAGGGCAUAAUUUAUAACCGUUAACUUUAAUUCUCCUUUGACAACGUCCAGCAGAGGGGUCUGACCUUGCUCCUACAGCCAGCCGAGGGGGCUUGCUCCCUGCCGCUGCGGGCUCUGGUCCUUGACUGGGAGAUGGACACAGGGCCACGGGCCAGCCUUUGGCCCGUCCGCCCAGCUACAGCACAGAGCGUUCGAGGCCGCGCCUGCCUGUGGGAGUUCUGCCGAGGCUCCCUGCCCAUGCUGCGAUGGUUUUUUUUAAAAUUGAUCUGUAAAUAAAGAGAAAUAAACCUUUC
Gopherus evgoodei (Goodes thornscrub tortoise) is the source of this 4885-nucleotide messenger RNA. It is a transcript of the gene FGR, whose product is annotated as FGR proto-oncogene, Src family tyrosine kinase. Gene Ontology annotation, cellular component: extrinsic component of cytoplasmic side of plasma membrane. Gene Ontology annotation, molecular function: non-membrane spanning protein tyrosine kinase activity; signaling receptor binding; ATP binding. Bases 569 to 2194 code for a protein of 541 amino acids. The record is from RefSeq and is a predicted model, not a curated record. Lineage: Eukaryota; Metazoa; Chordata; Testudines; Testudinidae. Gene Ontology annotation, biological process: innate immune response; cell differentiation; cell surface receptor protein tyrosine kinase signaling pathway. The transcript has 13 exons.